Paramecium pentaurelia is the source of this 294-nucleotide messenger RNA. The record is from the annotation of a GenBank genome assembly. Lineage: Eukaryota; Ciliophora; Oligohymenophorea; Peniculida; Parameciidae.
AUGAAAAAUAAAUUUUAUAAAACUACUCUAAUCGCCUAUAAUGACUUUAUUAGACAAAUUUAAGAUGAUGGGUUAAAAGUUUAAUAGAUGGUGAUAGAAUUACAGAAUUAAAAAAAGAGAAUAGCUUGCUUCUCUAUAAUUUAUUAAUACAGCAAAAAAAAGAUGAGCCUAUUGUCAAAAAAGCUUUAAGUCAAACUCCACAUCUGUUCUGGAAAUUAAAAAAAAAAGAAAAGAUAAAUUUUGAAGUUUUAAAAAUUAAUGAUUAUUUUUAUUUUCAUCAUACUUUUAGGUUGA